This is a messenger RNA of Aedes aegypti (yellow fever mosquito), 776 nucleotides long. RefSeq lists its product as uncharacterized. Lineage: Eukaryota; Metazoa; Arthropoda; Insecta; Diptera; Culicidae. The transcript is spliced from 2 exons. The coding region runs from base 22 to 561 and encodes 179 amino acids. The record is from RefSeq and is a predicted model, not a curated record.
CGAGAGACAAGAAUAAAAGCAAUGAACCCAUUGACCAAAUUUGAACGGCCGAUGUAUUCCAAGCUGGUGAAACAUCCCGGCGUUUGGCAGCCCAAUUUGUACCGUUCGCGUCCGAUCAAAACGGCAAUGGAAUCCAGCGAUCCUCAUCUACUAGAUGGGUACGCAUUCCGGAAUCUCUACCUCGAGUCGGCGACCAUGGAACUUCCCGCCCAGAAUCAUUCGGGUGCGGAACGGUAUGAAGAUUUCGUGUCCCGAAUCGCCGAUAUAAAUCAAGGAACGUACGGGUGCGUCCAUAGGGAACACUUCGCAGGCAAAAAGCUGGGCGUUGAGUUCUUGAAACGGAACUGGUUGGAUCAAGGUAAUACAACCUACCGAAGAGAACACUGUGAAGGGGAACGGGUCCUUGAUUCGCUGGAGGUCAAACGUAAGAAAAUUCGCGCCAGGAAGCAGUCUGUUCCGAUUCCACCUGGAUGGACUUUCAAGGAUACCUCUUCGGCGGCAGCUCACCGUGGCUGGGAGGAACUAUCGCAAUUGGUCCAAACAGCUAACACUAUACAGUAAUUAAAACGGGCCAUACUUACUCUUGCCGUAGGCUAUGGUAGAAAUCCAUCGCUUUCGUGCUUCUCGCUAUUGGCAGAAAUAUCAUGGUGGCAUUGAGAAAUUCGGAAGAUUCCUGGUGAACGAAAAAAACAAAUUUAGGUUAAGUAUGCUUUCCAUCAAAUUCAUUCGCAUACUUACAUUCAACUUAAUAAAAUCCACAUCCGUCAAGUAGUGCA